AUGGCGAUCGCACAACUACAGCCAUUUCUGGCCGAUCUGUCCCUCCCAAAGGCUCCCACUUUCUCACAAUUCCAAAACCCCCAGAGAAAACCCAAAUCCCAACAUCCUAUCCGAACAUCGAACCAAAAUAAUCUUCGAAAGUUAAGGGCAAUUACAGAAGAUUUUAGGGCUGCAGGAGGAGAGGAUAAGAUUGUAAUCGAAGAAGACGAGUCCGUACAGAAUGACGUGGCGAGCUACGAUUGGACCGAAGAGUGGUAUCCACUCUACCUGACCGAGAACGUGCCCGACGAUGCCCCGCUCGGCCUCACCGUUUUCGACAAACAGAUCGUGCUGUACAGAGAUGGCUCUGGCGAGCUUAGGUGUCACGAAGAUCGAUGCCCCCACAGGCUUGCGAAGCUUUCUGAGGGCCAAUUGUUCGAAGGAAGAUUAGAAUGUUUGUACCACGGCUGGCAAUUCGAGGGAUCUGGAAAAUGUGUAAAAAUCCCACAGCUUCCGACAGGUGCGAAGAUCCCAAAAUCAGCUUGUCUAAAAACAUACGAGAUUCGAGAAUCUCAAGGGGUAGUUUGGAUUUGGAUGUCUCACAAAACCCCUCCAAAUCUCGACAAACUUCCAUGGUUCGAAAACUUGGAUCGACCAGGCUGUCGAGACGUUUCUACAAUCCACGAACUCCCCUACGACCAUUCCAUCCUUUUAGAAAACCUCAUGGAUCCCGCCCACGUCCCGAUUUCGCAUGAUCGAACCGAUUUCACGGCAAAAAGAGAAGAAGCCGGCGCUCUGUUCUUCGAAGUUACCGAAAGAACUAACCGCGGCUUCGCCGGCAUUUGGGGCCGCGAAAAAGACAAGUCGACGCCGAACUAUUCCCCUAACUUUUUACGUUUCGAAGCGCCAUGCAUUCUCCAAAACAAUCGCGAAAUUGUCGACAAAAAUUAUGAGAAAAACUAUUUUUCCGGAUUGUUCCUUUGCCGCCCCUCCGGACAGGGGAAGUCGAUGCUCAUCGUAAGGUUCGCGUCUACGGCAAAGCCACCGUUGAUUGUGAAGAUGCUCCCGAAUUGGUUCUUGCACCAGAAUUCAAGCAAAGUUUUCGAGCAAGACAUGGGGUUCCUAUCUUCGCAAAACGAGAUUUUGAUUAAGGAAAAAAUGGCGACGAAAAGGCUUUACAUUAAUCUUAGUUCGUCGGACGUUUGGGUCGCCGAGUAUCGGAAAUGGAUGGACAAAGUUGGGCACGGAAUGCCGUACCAUUUCGGGCACGCCACGGUUUCUCCGCCGCUAAUUCCGGCGGUUUUCGAGCACGCUCCCGCCGGGUUCGUCGCCAGCCUGGCUGCUUCGCAGCCGGCUAAGGGCGGGAGCGGCGCAAUGCACGUGCCGAAUCCGGCGAAUAGAUACUUCCGGCACGUGAUCCAUUGUAAGGAAUGUUCGCGAGUUGUGAAAGGUUUUGGGGUUUGGAGAAAUGCUCUCUCCGCCGCCGCUGUUAUCUCGACGGCGGUGGCAAUUCUAAUCGCCGGUAGGCAGUGGAAGAGCCUAUUCCUCCUUACAACCGCCGUAUGCUCCGCCGGAAUAUUCCUUUGCUCGACUGCCAUUGCUAUGAACACUACGAACUUCAUCAGGACACAUCGAAGGUUGUAAUUAUACAUAUAUAUAUAUAUAUAUAAAUAUAUGUAUAAUGUAUCUAUAGCAUUAAAUCUGCUAUAUUUCUGCAGUCAAAUUAAUUAAAUUUGUGUGUUAGAUCU
Messenger RNA from Andrographis paniculata, 1727 nucleotides. Its product is annotated as protein TIC 55, chloroplastic. Gene Ontology annotation, molecular function: chlorophyllide a oxygenase activity; 2 iron, 2 sulfur cluster binding. The record is from RefSeq and is a predicted model, not a curated record. Lineage: Eukaryota; Viridiplantae; Streptophyta; Magnoliopsida; Lamiales; Acanthaceae. Gene Ontology annotation, biological process: protein targeting to chloroplast. The transcript has 3 exons. Bases 1 to 1623 code for a protein of 540 amino acids. Gene Ontology annotation, cellular component: chloroplast.